AUGGCAAAAGAACAUGGUAUACGAGCUUACAAAGCAAUUCAGGACUAUAGCUCCUCAGACCCGAAAAAUCUGGAAUUCCAGAAGGGUGAUUAUGUUAGCCACGUUAAGGUACUUAACAAGGAAUGGGCAUUAGGACGAAAUACGCGAACGAAGAAAACAGGUUGCUUCCCAAUAUCAUUCAUUGAAUAUGACCAAUCUCUUUGGAAUCGAUUUUCUUUUAAUCAAAAUCCAAAACUUCCAAAGACUUCUCAUCGAACAACUAUUAUAGAAGCAGCUGACAGCGAUGAAAGCGACGACAACAAUGAAGAUAAAAACAUAAGCAAUGACACACAGAAAACGCUGCCAGCCGAAGAGAACCAACAUCCGAGUCAUUAUACAAUAAAUGAAGAGAUAUUGCAGAAAAAUACCCGCGCUCUGAUAGACGAGCUCAAAUUAAGGCUUCAGUCAAAAAAUCCUACUCGAUCAAUGAGUUAUCGCACUCAAUCUCUCAUACGGAGGAUAAUUGUGGCGGUGUGUGGUAUUUUGUUAGGAGCUAUUCUCUGUGGCGCUCUUUUCUCAAUCUGUUUGUUCAGCUUUGGGUACACGUAUAAAGUUUCAGGGAUUGUCACAGGUACAGUGUUUCUUUUAGUUCUAAUCGGAGUUGGUGGAAGUCGAUUUCUAAGUUGCUGUCUGCUUCUUGUCGUUCCCUCUUUAUUCACAUCGCAAGGUAGAAGCUUAGCUCUAGCGGCCAUAUUUAUUUUACUGAUGGCGGGCCCAGGUACAAAUGUCGUCAAGAAUACAGUGGAAAUAACGAGAUGCUUGGCAUGUGUGGCUGACCUGAUCCAGAAUCAGUUAUUGCAACUUGCAAAACAACUCAAAGCUCCUUUCGAUCGCAUCGCUGCAGCGCUGAGAGAGGUAUUCCAAAGCAUUGUUAAUGGUCUCCAGGAAGUCGUAGAUACCAUAGAUUCUGUGGUCACGCAAAUACAAUCCUUCUUGAAUACAGUGAAAGACAUUGCCUCAAAGAUUACUGGUGUUUUCAGUGCAUGUACAAAAACAAUGGACGACGCUAAAAAGAAUUGUAAGGAAGGAAUAGGAAAAGCAGAAACAGAAUGUGACAAAGCUCUGAGAGCAGCGGAAGAAUGGUUGAAAAAAGCCGCGGAGACGGUGAUCAGCCCCAUCAAAAAAAAACGCUCGAUCUGCAGUGUUCUUGGAAUGGUUGACGUUGUUUGCAAUGUCGUCGAUAUUCCAGGAUCCAUAUGCAAGGCCAUCAGUUUUGCUUCAAAUGAGUUGGAAAACGCAGCGCAGUCGGCAAUAAAAGAAUUUCAAAAUUUGAAAAACGAAUUCGUUUUUGGUUUCAACGCUUCAUUUGAUAUAGACAAUAAUGUAAAUUCUUCAAAAACCGCAUCACAAAUUGUCGGUCAGGUUCUUGCAGAUAUUUCUGGCAAACUGUCUAAUAUAUUUUUAAUAUCAAGUGUCAUCAGUCAAGCCUUGGGGAUCACUGUCUUCUUCCUUUUUCUAAAAGCUGUUAUUUACAUGACGCGAUACAUGAAGCAGGAUUUCUAUGAUAACGUUUAUAUAUCCCCCGAGUUCAUUGAGUAUGACAAACGAUGUCAGAAAGAGGGCCGAGAAUCAGUUCUUCCAUUAAAGUUUAAGGAACAUUCAAAGUACAUCAUCACUUCUUUACCAUUUCCCACUGCCCAAGAAUUAUCCCUCGCUAUGACAGGUUUAACAGCAUUUUUUACUCAUUUCGGAAUAGCCGUUGUAGUCAUAGGGUUUAAUUAUGCUCUUUACUAUCUACUCGUACUGAUUGAAAAAUAUGGUGAAGUGAUGGUCCUCUCUUCCAGUGUUGCUGGCCUGAACAUCACAGUAGAGGGUAGUGGGUUUCUUGCGAAUUUUCUUCGCAAUCUUAUAUCGAAUUUAGACCUCAAUGUCAACAUCACUUUAGAAUUCAAUGUAACCGAAUGCUUACCGAGUCCAAGUCAACCAAACGAAAGCGAUAUCCCGAUAUUCUCACUGCUGUAUGGUGGUGUCCUCUUCCUCGUUUUAAUUCAGAUGUACUCACUUCGAAUCCGCCGUGUUAUUACGUCUCAUUUCUAUCCAGACCGAGAACGAGAAAGGUGUCGUCUGCUUCAUGAGUUGAUACGUCAUCGGCGAAAAACGCUCUUCACGUAUGUAAGGCAGCGUUUACAUAUGCGUCGACAUGACGUAGAUAAUCGUGUGUCGAUUCGGGGGCUCCUUGAAUACAGUCAAUUUGGGAUAUUUUGUAAGCCAUUGCUUGAUUUUUGUUUGCCAAAGAAAGCAACAUGCAUAAGUUGUGAAGAAGAUGCAAGCGGGAAUGUGUCCUUCAGAAAAUGUAAGCAAUGCAAGUCUUUGUAUUGCAAAAAUUGUUUCGAGAUGUUUCAAAAUAAUUGCCUGCUUUGUCAUGCUAGACAAGAUAUUCGAAGGGGUAAUAAUAGGGUCUGA
Saccostrea echinata is the source of this 2442-nucleotide messenger RNA. Its product is annotated as DC-STAMP domain-containing protein 2-like. Gene Ontology annotation, molecular function: protein binding. Gene Ontology annotation, cellular component: membrane. The record is from RefSeq and is a predicted model, not a curated record. Bases 1 to 2442 code for a protein of 813 amino acids. The transcript has 4 exons. NCBI's taxonomy places the organism in Eukaryota, Metazoa, Mollusca, Bivalvia, Ostreida, Ostreidae.